Molecule: messenger RNA, 435 nt
Organism: Enterobius vermicularis (human pinworm)
Lineage: Eukaryota; Metazoa; Nematoda; Chromadorea; Rhabditida; Oxyuridae
Source: the annotation of a GenBank genome assembly
AUGCAAGCUGUUGUAAUCGCAGUGGCUGCAACACUUGUCGCAAAAAGUUCGGCUUUUGGACAGUCUAGAGCUUUAUGGAAUUUAGGAAGUAUGGGCAGCUGUAAUUUAGGUUACUAUCCUUUGGUGUACUACAACGGCUAUGGAUGUUGGUGCGGAAUGGGUGGAAGUGGAACUCCGGUAGAUGAAAUUGAUGAAUGCUGCAAAAUGCAUGAUCUUUGCUAUGACAGAGCUAUAGGCGAAGGGAAGUGUAAGGAUGUUGCUGCGGCAUACUUUACUCCUUAUGACUGGCAGUGCGUCAACAGUACGGUGGUUUGCACAAGUACUUCACAUCCAUGUAAAGCGGCAAUGUGUAACUGCGAUAAAACAGUGGUCGAAUGUUGGAAAAAAUAUCCUCAGCCGACGAAGCUUGCUCGGUGUUCAUCUACUUCUAACUAG